Molecule: messenger RNA, 1323 nt
Organism: Tuber aestivum (summer truffle)
Lineage: Eukaryota; Fungi; Ascomycota; Pezizomycetes; Pezizales; Tuberaceae
Source: the annotation of a GenBank genome assembly
AGGGCCGUUCGCCCAAAUCACGCUCUCUUACAUAAAUCACAGAAAUGCCGGCACCGGCAAAACGCUCGUUUACCUCUCCUAAUAUGCCGCGGCAGGAUGGCACCGGCGGUAUUCCCUAUUCAACUGAUAAACGACGCAACAAACUUGGCUACCAUCGAACUUCGGUUGCUUGUGGUAUGUUCUACGUGUAGGCGUGAUGGUUCUGAUCAUCGGCCCAACUCAAUUGCUGAUUGUGAACGGUUUCCGUUGGUAUAGGGCAUUGCAGACGUCGGAAGAUACGUUGUAUGGCUCCGAGCGACUCUACCAGCGGUUGUUCUGCCGGCCGUUGCUCCAACUGCAUUCGUUUAAAAAAGGAUUGCAACUUUUACCCCGUGGAGAAUACAGAUCGGCGGCCUAAAUCCCCGCAGAAGCCGAAGACUCCGAGCGACAAUAAUAAUGAUGGUGGUUCCGUCGGAUCCUCCCCAUCUCCGGGAUCUGGCCAGGGACAGGUGCACCGGAACCCCGGCGAGUUUUCUGAAUCGGUCCCCGCAACUCCUGCAUCCGAACAACCGGUAUCGAACAUUGAGGAUAAUUAUCGACCAAAUGGAGAUCCGGAACUCCCACCUCGGAUACCAAUUUCUCAGUCCGCGUCGGCAUCCCGUCGUUCCAGCAUGACUCGUUUGAAUUCGGGGGCAGAAGAGGCAUUUGUGGAUGCCCCUUGGUGGGUGAGGCCUCCCCACCCAGAGAUGCGGUGCCUCAGAAAUCAAUAUGGUAGUUUCGAGGACCUGUCAGGAAUGUAUUGGCAGUUGAAUUCGCCUUCUGUCUGUGGGGCUCACUGCCCGCAGCAUUCUCUUCACAGCAUGACUCCCCUUACCGCACCCGAAUCUUUGGAUAGCUAUGAUGGUGGGAUAUAUUCCCAGGGGCCAUCCCGAAUGGGGUCCAUUGAUCAGGGUAUAGGGGGCGUCUUUGGUUAUACGACUACCCAUUCGCCAGAGGCAGUGGAUUUCGGAGCCGUACCGGAUUUGUGUUCGGCAAGUGCCUCCACAGCGUCCCUGACAGCAUCCAUUUCUGAGGCAUCACAGUACGGCGCUCCAGGAGAACCGGAUUAUGGACAACCUUAUGAUAUGACUCAAUGGGUGGACCAGACGUCGAGCGGAUUCCAUUUCGACCCGGAGAGCAUGGUGAAGGAGGAGGAGGGUGUGGUGAUGGAUGCUCGGUAUCUGUUUUCUGCGGAGGACGGAUACUCGAUGAAUGGCCAUUUUCACCACCUCGCCCACUCAGGUCAGCAUGCGGGGCCCAUCGUCAAAUCGGAUGAGGAAUAGGGUCUUGAUCCCUAUUGUGUGU